This is a messenger RNA of Penicillium alfredii, 1056 nucleotides long. RefSeq lists its product as uncharacterized. Lineage: Eukaryota; Fungi; Ascomycota; Eurotiomycetes; Eurotiales; Aspergillaceae. The coding region runs from base 1 to 1056 and encodes 351 amino acids. The transcript is spliced from 2 exons. The record is from RefSeq and is a predicted model, not a curated record.
AUGUUGUCGCCCUCGAAAAAGGCACCCCUCACACCGCGAACAGCGGCACCCUUGCGCGGUCUUUUCAAAGAUGGCGAGUGGUGCUGCAACUGCCCUGAGCGGCCGAUCGCCGCCAAGUAUCAGACAAAGAAGGAAGGCAUGAACCAUGGCCGGUGGUCAACUGAACUUGGCCGCAGUCUUCACUUGCAAACAGCCCCAUCACCUUCGCUGCGGUUUCUUCCUCUGGGCAAGCGACGCCGAACCGCGCUCUCGCGCGGCAUUGCUCUCAAACUCCCGAUCCGAAGAAGACCCAUUGACUCUGACCCCCUCCAAGACCCCCAGCGUGCAGGGAACGGACUGCUCACCCCGCAGACUGAGCGCCAGGUCUUCGACGUCCCGCCGCGCCGAACCAUAUCCCCACCCAAGAGCGCAAAGGCCAGGAUGAUGGCGGAGGACGACUACGGAUGGAACGAUGACUCCGACGACAACGAGGACCUGGCCGAGGCGCUGGCUUCCAGUCAGAAGACCGAGCCUAUGAUCUCGCAGCCGAACUUUCACCCGGAGACGCCCUCCAAGGCGGCCCGCACCACCGCAAACACCUCCCCAAGCAACCGCAAGCUGUCAGAAUUCGCCUACGACUACUCGUCUCCGGCUCCAGCGCAGAUGGCCUCGCCGGUAUCAGCGCAUACGUCUUUCACAGAUCGAUUCCCGCCGUCGUCGGCCGAGGUGUGCAUGACUCCGACGCCGACCAAAUACCGUGAUGUGUUGCAUUCAAAUUCGUGCUCGGACACUUCGAGCCUCGCUCAAAGUACCCUGGCUGUGCUGGAUAAGCACGGCGUUGUGCUCCCGAAUCGUGCGCGCGACGAGCUGGUCGCAAUGCUGAACUCCCAGCACAAUAAAUUAACGGGAAUCAAUCGCGGGCGUACUGUCUUACGCAAUGUUGUCAAAUCCAAGGAUGAGGAACUUGCCAAGCUAAAAGAGCGCGUCGCCCAUCUGGAGGCGCAGCAUGAGCUGGAUCGGACUCUGAUUGAUGGCAUGAAGCCAUCCUCGGGCUCUUCUGUUGGGGGGCGCCCUUGA